Molecule: messenger RNA, 1900 nt
Organism: Sorghum bicolor (sorghum)
Lineage: Eukaryota; Viridiplantae; Streptophyta; Magnoliopsida; Poales; Poaceae
Product: protein WRKY1
Exons: 4
Coding region: 310-1368 (352 amino acids)
Biological process (GO): regulation of DNA-templated transcription
Molecular function (GO): DNA-binding transcription factor activity; sequence-specific DNA binding
Source: RefSeq, a predicted model, not a curated record
AAAAAGAAAUGCGAAUUAUCAUUUUUUUUUCUCUCUUCGUUCACUCUCUCUGCGUCCGGUCUUCUUCGUCCCCUUCUUCGCCUUCACACCUUCUGCCAUUUGCGAUUUACCAUCUCGUGGGGCGACGACGACCGCCGCCCUCCCCUCCGGCCACCGGUCUCGGUCGCGGCUCCCCUGGAUUCGCGGCACCGCGUCCGUCUCCGGAUCGUCUCGGAGAUCUGCUGCUGAGGGAGCUGCAUAUAAUCUGAGGUGCUCCUGAAGUGUUCAGAAGAGGUUCCUGUUGUAUUUAUUUUUGUUGGUGCGAGUGUAAUGGAGGAAGUGGAGGAGGCCAACAGGGAAGCCGUGGAGAGCUGCCACAGGGUGCUCGCCUUGCUCUCGCAGCCGCAUGACCCCGCACAGGUCAGGAGCAUAGCUCUGGGCACGGACGAAGCAUGCGCCAAGUUUAGGAAGGUGGUCUCCCUGCUCAGCAAUGGAGGAGUGGGAGUAGGAGAAGCCGGACCAUCAGGCGCAAGUGGAAGCGGAAGCCAUCCGAGAGCUAAGCUUGUUAGCAGAAGACAGAAUCCAGGGUUCUUAACUCAGAAAGGCUUCCUGGAUAGCAACACCCCGGUUGUGGUGUUGAACAGCGCCCAUCCUUCUCCUGCCUCUGCGCAGGUGUAUCCUAGAACUGCUGGAGCUCUGGAUGCGCAGGGCGUGCAUCCCCUCGGAGGACCGCCUAAGCUGGUCCAGCCUUUAUCUGCGCAUUUUCAGUUUGGCAAUGUGUCGUCACGGUAUCAGUUCCAGAAUCAGCAGCAGCAGCAGCAGAAGUUGCAGGCUGAGAUGUUCAAGAGAAGCAACAGUGGGGUUAACUUGAAGUUUGAGAGCACCAGUGGCACGGGGACAAUGUCAUCGGCGAGGUCCUUCUUGUCGUCUUUGAGCAUGGAUGGUAGUGUGGCUAGCCUGGAUGGCAAGUCAUCGUCGUUCCAUUUGAUCGGUGGGCCUGCAAUGAGCGAUCCGGUGAACGUGCAGCAGGCCCCAAGGAGGCGAUGCACGGGUCGUGGGGAGGAUGGGACUGGCAAGUGCGCUGUGACAGGGAGGUGCCAUUGUUCAAAGAGAAGUAGGAAGUUGCGGGUAAAGAGGUCGAUUAAGGUUCCCGCCAUUAGUAAUAAGAUUGCUGAUAUACCUCCGGAUGAAUACUCGUGGAGGAAGUAUGGGCAGAAGCCAAUUAAGGGUUCCCCUCAUCCUAGGGGUUACUACAAAUGCAGUAGUGUGAGGGGCUGCCCAGCUAGGAAGCAUGUUGAACGGUGUGUAGAUGAUUCAUCAAUGCUCAUUGUGACAUAUGAGGGCGAGCACAACCACACCAGAAUGCCAACUCAGUCAGCACAGGUUUAGAGAACUCAUCAUCACUGCUGCACCUCCUUCAGGAAGUGCCACCAACACGGCCUUUGUUGGCAAUGGACGGACUGCGCCGGCCGGUCAGGUUAACAAUGAUUGUGUGGAGACAUUUUUAGUAGCUGUCGUUGAGAUGUUUGGCCCUUCUUACAGCCACAUGAUUUGUAGCGAGAAUGGAAGUGGGUGAGCACUAGAUUUUCUUCUCCCUUAUGGAGGUUAUCACAAUGAUGAUGACGAGGAAGAACACGCCAUUAGAUAGGACAGCUGAGCUUUUGCUCAGGAUUAGUGUGAAGAGGUGGAAGGGAAGAUAAAAGUUGGCGGGAAUGAGACAGUUGUGUAAAUUUAGUAAAAAAAAAGGGAGUAAAACUAGAGCUGCUCUUCUUGGGCUAUCCCGAUUGGCUGAUUCCCUCACUCACUCACCUGUAUCAAGAAUAGUGUCAACUGAAAACAAGUGCACAGAGGCUGUCUUUUGCUGUUAUAGCAAUUCAUUCAUAUUCAUUCAUGGUCCAAUAAUCAGCGGUGCUACCUUCUC